CUUCUGGAGGCCGGCAGGACAGUCGGAUGGAGACAUGAGAGCCAUCAUCGACAAUUUAAGUUUCAAAGACGAUGAAGGAGCUGGAGCUGCGCUGGAAAAGCGAGGAGCCCAUCAAAAUGUACCGCGACCUCCGCAUGCCGCAGUACGAGAUCAACGCAAUACGACCUUCCAUCUGCAACGAGUCGUUUUACAUCGGUAACUAUAGUUGUCUGGUGGCAGAGUUCAGCCUGCAGAGAUCCAUCGGCUUCUACCUGGUGCAGGUUUACCUGCCUACCAUCCUUAUUGUCGUGAUAUCCUGGGUCAGUUUCUGGAUGGAUGUGGACUCUGUACCUGGCCGUACAACUCUGGGGGUGACCACCCUGCUUACCGUGUCCACCAAGUCCUCAGAUAUCCAGGAAGGCCUGCCCCAAGUUUCCUACGUGAAGGCCAUAGACGUUUGGAUGGGAGCUUGCACCGCGUUCGUGUUCUGCGCGCUGUUGGAGUUUACCCUCGUGAACUACAUGUGGCGUAAGCGACCCCAGCCCAAACUGCCGAACCUGUUCGGACUGAACGGCGGUCGCGUGGCUGGACGCUCGGGUGGCGAUAUCUGCACCAGCUGCAAGGAGAAGAAGGGCAACGACUCGGCAAUCUUCCCGUCCCCUAACAUCGCUCUGAGCAGCAAGCUAACGGACGAAGCUCUAGCUGCUCUGCCCCUGCAGCUCGUGGCCAGCCUCGCCAGCAACUCCAAGAGACGCGUGCACGCCAUCGACUCCAACUGCCGCGUGCUGUUCCCGCUCAGCUUCAUGUUCUUCAACGUCAUCUAUUGGUGUUAUUACCUGCUCUAAGUUCGAAGUUUUUUUUACUUGAAAUGGGAAUUUAUGAUUUACGAGAAUCAAAGCUUAUUUUGAGUGCACAGUUAAAAACAGUUAGUGCACAGUUAAAAACAUCGAUUCCAUUUGUUAUCAUGAAUAAGUGGUUCAUCACCUUCUGUUAUUGGAAAUCAAUCCAGGCACAUUCCGUAAGAUCGCUUUAACCAAACAUAUGAUGACUUCAACCAAACUCUUCACAUGGUAUUAUUUUCCAUGCGGUACAUUUAUUUCAUUUACAGCAAAACUUGUCUUUUCACCGAAUCUCCAGCGCUAUAGAGUUUUGGUAUGUCAACCUGCACCCCCACAGACAUCGUAAUUUUCAUGAAAGUAUGAAUAAAAGGACAGCAAGUGCCAUCUUGUGUAUCAAUAUUUAUGAUGGAUACACAUGACUGUAUUUUACAUUGUUGUGAUGUGUAUUUUGUGUGUCUUCUAUAAUUUCAUGGCAAAUGCUUACAAGGAAAGUUUGCCUUCCAGCAACGAAAUGUUGGAGACCUCUGGCUUAAAGAUUGAUAACUCAUCACUGUUGCAGGUAUAUAUGUACUAUAUUUAAUGAGGUUAUUUCACUUUCUACAACCUAUAUUUGUGCCAGAGAAAUGAAUCAUGAGAGGAUUGCGAGCCUGUGCAUUGUUGAAAAUAGAGGCAUAGGCGACCUGAACUUUAUAUAUAGUUGAACUUUUGGCCCUGUAAAGCUCGCAUAAAACAGUGGCCAUAAGGUGUAUGCAUGCAUUGAAUAAAUUUAUUUAUUUAUUAUG
Molecule: messenger RNA, 1600 nt
Organism: Hyalella azteca
Lineage: Eukaryota; Metazoa; Arthropoda; Malacostraca; Amphipoda; Hyalellidae
Product: glycine receptor subunit beta-type 4
Exons: 6
Coding region: 72-824 (250 amino acids)
Biological process (GO): chloride transmembrane transport; signal transduction; regulation of membrane potential
Cellular component (GO): synapse; neuron projection; membrane
Molecular function (GO): transmembrane signaling receptor activity; chloride channel activity; extracellular ligand-gated monoatomic ion channel activity
Source: RefSeq, a predicted model, not a curated record